Messenger RNA from Coregonus sp. 'balchen', 18793 nucleotides. The record is from the annotation of a GenBank genome assembly. NCBI's taxonomy places the organism in Eukaryota, Metazoa, Chordata, Actinopteri, Salmoniformes, Salmonidae.
AACCAAUGUGGUGAUGAACUACUCGGAGGUGGAGUCUAAGGUGAGGGAGGCCACCAACGAUGACCCCUGGGGACCUUCAGGACAGCAGAUGGCAGAGAUUUCCAGGUAGGGGCGCUGUUCACACACAAGCACACCGCCUUGUAUAUCUGCGACGUCCUACUUCACAGGAAAAAUUUGUUAUUUAAAUUGAAUCCCGUUGCCAUGUAGCUGAACCCCUCUACACCUCUUCCUCCUCUCUCCCUCUGUCUCUCUCUCUCUGUGUCUCUCUCUCUCUGUGUCUCUCUCCCCCCCCCCCCUCCUCAGAUGUACGUUUAUGUAUGAGCAGUUUCCAGAGGUGAUGAACAUGCUGUGGAUCAGGAUGCUCAGGGACAACAAGAAGAACUGGAGAAGGGUCUACAAGGUCAGAGAGGACCUAUAACCUGUCAUAAGCAUGAAAGUCGCACACUAUAUACACUGAGUGUACAAAACAUUAGGAACACCUUCCUAAUAUUAAGUUGCACCCCCCCUUUGCCCUCAGAACAGGCUCAAUUCAUUGGGGCAUGGACUCUACAAGGUGUCAAAAGCGUUCCACAGGGAUGCUGGCCCAUGUUGACUCCAAUGCUUCCCACAGUUGUGUCAAGUUGGCUGGAUGUCCUUUGGGUGGUGGGCCAUUCUUGAUACAGUACACACGGGAAACUGUUGAGCGUGAAAAACCCUGCAGAGUUUCCGUUCUUGACACAAACCAGUGCGCCUGGCACCUACUACCAUACCCUGUUCAAAGGCACUUCAAUCUUUUGUCUUGCCCAUUCACCCUCCAAUCCAUGUCUCAGAUGUCUUAAAGCUUAAAACUCCUUCUUUAACCUGUCUCCUUCCCUUCAUCUACACUGAUUUGAAGUGGAUUUAACAAGUGACAUCAAUAAGGGAUCAUAUCAUUCACCUGGUCAGCCUAUGUCAUGGAAAGAGCAGGUGUUCCUAAUGUUUUGUACACUCCUGUAUGCUUCCAACAAUUGAAUGGGUAAACCUUGGUUAGUUUGGGAGCAUAUAGAGUGACUUUCUUUUUUUUUUAUAACCAAGAAAUAAGCUAUAGCUAUUCAACUCCAGACCUCGAGGGCCGAGAUCUGCUCUCUAAACAUGACAUAGAGGUCCGCUGUCCGCUGUCGCUCAUAAGAAGUUAUAACAACAGUUUUCCAUCUCUUCUCCCCCAGUCUCUGCUGUUGUUGUCCCACCUCAUCAGGAACGGUUCAGAGAGAGUUGUCACCAGCGGCAGAGAACACAUCUAUGACCUACGAUCUCUAGAGAGCUACCACUUCGUAGGCAAGUACUCUCUCUCUAUCUCUGUCUCUCUGUCUGCGGUCUCUCUCUCUGUCUGCGGUCACUCUCUCUGUCUGCGGUCACUCUCUGUCUGCGGUCACUCUCUGUCUGCGGUCACACUGUCUGCGGUCACACUCUCUGUCUGCGGUCACUCUCUCUGUCUGCGGUCACUCUCUCUGUCUGCGGUCACUCUCUCUGUCUGCGGUCACUCUCUCUGUCUGCGGUCACUCUCUCUGUCUGCGGUCUCUCUCUGCUGUCGCUGUCUCUCUCUGUCCGCCGUCGCUCUCUCUCUCUGUCCGCCGUCGCUCUCUCUCUGUCCGCCGUCGCUCUCUCUCUGUCCGCCGUCGCUCUCUCUCUGUCCGCCGUCGCUCUCUCUCUGUCCGCCGUCGCUCUCUCUCUGUCCGCCGUCGCUCUCUCUCUGUCCGCCGUCGCUCUCUCUCUGUCCGCCGUCGCUCUCUCUGUCCGCCGUCUGUCUCUCUGUCCGCCGUCUCUCUCUCUCUCUGUCCGCCGUCGCUCUCUCUCUCUGUCCGCCGUCGCUCUCUCUCUGUCCGCCGUCGCUCUCUCUCUGUCCGCCGUCGCUCUCUCUCUCUGUCCGCCGUCGCUCUCUCUCUCUGUCCGCUGUCGCUCUCUCUGUCCGCUUUCGCUCUCUCUGUCCGCUGUCGCUCUCUCUGUCCGCUGUCGCUCUCUCUUUCCGCUGUCGCUCUCUCUCUGUCCUCUGUCUCUCUCUCUCUCCGCUGUUGCUCUCUCUCCGCUGUUGCUCUCUCUCUGCUGUCGCUCUCUCUCUGUCCGCUGUCUCUCUCUCUGUCCGCCGUCUGUCUCUCUCUGUCCGCCGUCUGUCUCUCUCUGUCCGCCGUCUGUCUCUCUCUGUCCGCCGUCUGUCUCUCUCUGUCCGCCGUCUGUCUCUCUCUCUGUCCGCCGUCUGUCUCUCUCUCUGUCCGCCGUCUCUCUCUCUCUCUGUCCGCAGUCUCUCUCUCUCUGUCCGCCGUCGCUCUCUCUCUGUCCGCCGUCGCUCUCUCUCUGUCCGCCGUCGCUCUCUCUCUGUCCGCCGUCGCUCUCCUCUCUGUCCGCCGUCGCUCUCCUCUCUGUCCGCCGGUCGCUCUCUCUCUGUCCGCCGUCGCUCUCUCUGGUCCGCCGUCGCUCUCUUCUGUCCGCCCUUCGCUCUCUCUGUCCGCCGUCGCUCUCCUCUGUCCGCCGUCGCUCUCUCUGUCCGCCGUCGCUCUCUCUGUCCGCCGUCGCUCUCUCUGUCCGCCGUCGCUCUCUCUGUCCGCCGUCGCUCUCUCUCUCCGCUGUUGCUCUCUGUCCGCUGUCUCUCUCUGUCCGCUGUCUCUCUCUCUCUCUCUGUCCGCCGUCGCGCUCUCUCUGUCCGCCGUCGCUCUCUCUGUCCGCCGUCGCUCUCUCUCUGUCCGCCGUCGCUCUCUCUGUCCGCCGUCGCUCUCUCUCUGUCCGCCGUCUGUCUCUCUCUGUCCGCCGUCUGUCUCUCUCUGUCCGCCGUCUGUCUCUCUCUCUGUCCGCCGUCUGUCCUCUCUCUGUCCGCCGCUCUCGCUCUCUCUCGGUCCGCCGUCUCUCUCUCUCUGUCGUCCGCCGUCUCUCUCCUCUCUCUCUCUGUCCCGCCGUCUCUCUCUCUCUGUCCGCCGUCGCUCUCUCUUUUUGUCCGCCGUCGCUCUCUCUCUGUCCGCCGUCGCUCUCUCUCUGUCUGCCGUCGCUCAUCUCUCUGUCCGCCGUCGCUCUCCUCUGUCCGCCGUCGCUCUCCUCUCUGUCCGCCGUCGCUCUCCUCUCUGUCCUGCCGUCGCUCUCUCUCUGUCCGCCGUCGCUCUCCUCUCUGUCCGCCGUCGCUCUCUUGUCCCCCGUCCCUCUCUCUGUCCCCGGGGCCCCUCUUCGUCCCCGGUUCUUCGUCCCCGUCGCUUUCUCUUCCCCCCCCCUUCCCCUGCCCCUUCCCCUCCUUCUGGGCCCCCUCUCUCCCCCCGCCCCCUUUUUUCCCCCUUCUUCCCGCCCCCUCCUUUUGUCCCCCUCCCCUUUUCCCCCUUCCCUCUCUCUUUUCCCCCCCCUCUCUCUCUCUGUCCGCCGCGCUCUCUCCUGUCCCCCCCCUCUUGUCCCCCUCGCUCUCUCUCUGUCCGCCGUCGCUCUUUCUCCCCCCCCGUCGCCUUUUUCUCUUCCCCCGCCUCUCUUCUUUUUCCCCCCCCUCUCUUCUUCCGCCGUCCCUUUUUCUCUGUCCCCCCUUCCCUCGUCCCCCCCCCUUUUUUUUGCCGCCGUGCUCUUUCUCUUGUCCGCCGUCGCUUUUUCCCCUUUCCCCCCCUUUUCCUUUUCCCUUCCCCUUUUCCCCUCCCCUUUUCCCCCUUUUCCCCUCUCCCCCUCCCCCCUUUUUGGGUUCUUUUUCCGCCCUUGUCUUCUUUCCGCCCCUUCUCCGUCCGUUUUCCCCUUUCCCGUUGUCUCUCUUUCCCCCGCCCCCCUCCGGUUUUCUUCUUUGUCCCCCUCUUUCUCCUCUUUUUCCGCCGCCCUUCUUUCCGCGCCUCUCUCUCUGUCCCGCUCCUCCCUUUUUCCCCCCCCUUUUCCCCCCCCCCUUUUCCCCCCCCUCUCUCCCCUCUGUCCGCCGUGCUCUCUCUCUGUCCGCCGUCGCUCUCUCUCUGUCCGCCGUCGCUCUCUCUCUGUCCGCCGUCGCUCUCUCUCUGUCCGCCGUCGCUCUCUCUCUGUCCGCCGUUCUCUCUCUCUCUCGUCUGCUCUCUCCUCUCCCGUCCGCCGUCUCUCUCUUCCUUCUGUCCGCCGUCGCUCUCUCUCUGUCCGCCGUCGCUCUCUCUCUGUCCGCCGUCGCUCUCUCUCUGUCCGCCGUCGCUCUCUCUCUGUCCGCCGUCGCUCUCUCUCUGUCCGCCGUCGCUCUGUCUCUGUCCCGUCGCUCUUCUCUGUCCGCUGUCGCUCUCUCUCUGUCCGCGUCGCUCUCUCUCUUCGCUGUCGCCGUCUCUCUCUCGCUGUCGCCGUCUCUCUCUCUCUCUCUCUCUCUCUGUCCGCCGUCGCUUCUCUCUUCUCUCUCUCUGUCCGCCGUCUCUCUCUCUCUCUCUCUCUGUCCGCCGUCGCUCCGUCCGUCGCUCUCUCCUUCUCUCUCUUGUCCGCCGUCUCUCCUCUCUCCUCUGUCGCCUCUUUCUCUCUGUCCGCCGUCUGUCUCUCUGUCGCCGUCCUCUCUCUCGCUGUCCGCCGUCUCUCUCCUCUCUCUCUCUCUGUCCGCUGUCUGUCUCUCUCUUCUGUCCGCCGUCUGUCUCUCUUGUCGCGUCGUCUCUCUGUCCCCCUGUGUCUCUUCUGUCCGCGUCUGUCUCUCUCGUCCGCGUCUGUCUCCUCUGUCCGCCGUCUGCUCUCUCUCUGUGCCGUCGUCUCUCUCUCGCCGUCUGUCUCCUCGUCCGCUCUGUCUCUCUCUGUCCCGUCUGUCUCUCUCUCUCCCCGUCUUCCUCUCUGUCGCUCUCCUCCUUCUCUCUUCGCGUCGCUCUCCUGUCCGACGUCGUCUCUCUCUGUCCGCCGUCGUCUCUCUCUGUCCGCCGUCCUCUCUCUCUCUGUCGUCCCUGUCCCUGCUCUCUCUCUGUCCGCCGUCGCUCUCUCUCUGUCCGCCGUCUCUCUCUCUCUCGCUGUCCGCCGUCUCUCUCUCGCUGUCCGCCGCUCCUCCGCUGUCCGCGUCUCUCUCUCUCUCGCUCGUCCACGUCGCUGUCCGCCGUCCGCUCUCCUCUCUCCUUGUCCGCGUCUCUCUCUCUCUGCUCUCUGUCCGCCGUCUGUCUCUCUCUGUCCCCUUCUGUCUCUUGUUCCGCCGUCCUCUCUCUCUCUUUCCGCCGUCUCUCGCUCUCUCUCUCUCUCUCUCUUCGCCGUCUGUCUCUCUCUGUCCGCCUCUGUCGCUCUCUGUCCGCCGCUGUCUCUCUCUCUCCGCUGUCCCGCCGUCUCGUUCUCUGCCGCCGUCUGCUCUCUCUUUCCGCCGUCUGUCUCUCUCUGUCCGCCGUCGCUCUCUCUCUUUCCGCUGUCUCUCUCUCUGUCCGCCGUCUCUCUCUCUCUCUGUCCGCCGUCGCUCUCUCUCUGUCCGCCGUCGCUCUCUCUCUGUCCGCCGUCGCUCUCGCUCUGUCCGCCGUCGCUCUCUCUCUGUCCGCCGUCGCUCUCUCUCUGUCCGCCGUCUUUCUCUCUCUGUCCGCCGUCUGUCUCUCUCUGUCCGCCUUCUGUCUCUCUCUGUCCGCCGUCUGUUCUCCCACCUGACAUUCUGAAUACACUGAUCAGCUUCCUACAUUUUGAUCUGCAAUCCUGUUGCAGUUUCUAGAGUUCAGUUUUUCUGAAAAGGCACAUCUGUUUAUAGGGGACUGGAACACCUGCAGAUAACCUGUAGCUUUGGCACAACAGCUGUCUUGAGUCAUCACAACAACACCAGCUUGUCAAUAACCUUAAUCUCCUCUCUCUUUUACUUGUUCCUCUACCUCUGUGUAGAUGAUAACGGUAAGGACCAGGGAGUGAACGUGCGUCAGAAGGUGAAGGAGAUGGUGGGUCUGAUCCAGGAUGAUGAUAGACUGAGAGAGGAGAGGAAGAAGGCGAAGAAGAACAAAGACAAAUACAUUGGCGUGUCCUCUGACAGUAUGGGGGGAGGGUUCAGUAGAUACAGUAAGUCCUCUGACAGUAAUGGGGGGAGGGUUCAGUAGAUACAGUAAGUCCUCUGACAGUAUGGGGGGAGGGUUCAGUAGAUACAGUAAGUCCUCUGACAGUAUGGGGGGAGGGUUCAGUAGAUACAGUCCUCUGACAGUAUGGGGGGGAGGGUUCAGUAGAUACAGUAAGUCCUCUGACAGUAUGGGGGGGAGGGUUCAGUAGAUACAGUCCUCUGACAGUAUGGGGGGAGGGUUCAGUAGAUACAGUCCUCUGACAGUAUGGGGGGAGGGUUCAGUAGAUACAGUCCUCUGACAGUAUGGGGGGGGGAGGGUUUCAGUAGAUACAGUAAGUCCUCUGACAGUAAUGGGGGGAGGGUUCAGUAGAUACAGUAAGUCCUCUGACAGUAAUGGGGGGAGGGUUCAGUAGAUACAGUAAGUCCUCUGACAGUAUGGGGGGGAGGGUUCAGUAGAUACAGUAAGUCCUCUGACAGUGUGGGGGGAGGGUUCAGUAAAUACAGUAAGUCCUCUGACAGUAUGGGGGGGAGUAGGGUUCAGUAGAUACAGUAAGUCCUCUGACAGUAUGGGGGGAGGGGUUCAGUAGAUACAGUAAGUCCUCUGACAGUGUGGGGGGGAGGGUUCAGUAAAUACCAGUAAGUCCUCUGACAGUAUGGGGGGAGGGUUUCAGUAAAUACAGUAAGUCCCUGACAGUAUGGGGGGACGGUUCAGGAGAUACAGUAAGUCCUCUGACAGUGUGGGGGGAGGGUUCAGUAAAUACAGUAAGUCCUCUGACAGUGUGGGGGAGGGUUCAGUAAUACAGGUUAAAAAGGGUUGCCUCUGACAGUAUGGGGGAGGGUUCAGUAGAUACAGUAAGUCCUCUGACAGUAUGGGGGGAGGGUUCAGUAUAGAUACAGUAAGUCCUCUGACAGUGUGGGGGGAGGGUCAGUAAUACAGUAAGUCCUCUGACAGUAUGGGGGAGGUUCAGUAAAUACAGUAAGUCCUCUGACAGUAUGGGGGGAGGGUUCAGUAGAUACAGUAAGUCCUCUGACAGUAAUGGGGGGAGGGUUCAGUAGAUACAGUAAGUCCUCUGACAGUAUGGGGGGAGGGUUCAGUAGAUACAGUAAGUCCUCUGACAGUAAUGGGGGGAGGGUUCAGUAGAUACAGUAAGUCCUCUGACAGUAAUGGGGGGAGGGUUCAGUAGAUACAGUAAGUCCUCUGACAGUAUGGGGGGAGGGUUUUCUAGUCAGUAGAUCAUAAAAGUAAGUCCUCUGACAGUAUGGGGGGAGGGUUCAGUAGAUACAGUAAGUCCUCUGACAGUAAUGGGGGGGAGGGUUCAGUAGAUACAGUAAGUCAUCUGACAGUAAUGGGGGGACGGUUCAGUAAAUACAGUAAGUCCUCUGACAGUAUGGGGGGAGGGUUCAGUAGAUACAGUAAGUCCUCUGACAGUAAUGGGGGAGGGUUCAGUAGAUACAGUAAGUCCUCUGACAGUAAUGGGGGAGGGUUCAGUAAGAUACAGUAAGUCCUCUGACAGUAUGGGGGGGAGGGUUCAGUAGAUACAGUAAGUCCUCUGACAGUGUGGGUGGAGGGUUCAGUAAAUACAGUAAGUCCUCUGACAGUAUGGGGGGAGGGUUCAGUAGAUACAGUAAGUCCUCUGACAGUAUUGGGGGAGGGUUCAGUAGAUACAGUAAGUCCUCUGACAGUAAUGGGGGAGGGUUCAGUAGAUACAGUAAGUCCUCUGACAGUAUGGGGGGAGGGUUUCAGUAGAUACAGUAAGUCCUCUGACAGUAAUGGGGGGAGGGUUCAGGAGAUACAGUAAGUCAAUCUGGAACACACCAAUACUCACACACACAUAUACAUUGGAGUGUCCUCUGAUCUUAUAAAGGGCCUUACACUACUCACAAUUUUCUACAAUUCAGAUCAAGCCAGGGCGCAAAAGGAGAAAUCCACACUGGCCGCGCAACCCCCAGCCGCGAACACCGCUCGUCUCCCCCCGCCAACCAAAGCGGAAGAAAGGAAGAAAAAAAGAACCCCCGCACCCGCCCCACCCAAACCCUCGUCUCCCCACGAGAGAGAAGAUCCCCUCCCCCACAGAGGCCGCUUCCUCAAGCCACCCUAUCAUCAUCUAUCCCGACCCCUUUUCCCUCCCCUCUCCCUCUCUCUCCCUCCCCUCUCUCCCCCUCUCUCUCCAGCGGGUGACCGGUAUGACUCUGGCGGUAACGAGGGAAGCAGCAGUGGGAAGUGGGAUGAGGACUGGAAGAGAGACCAAGGCCAGUUCCCCUUCAGUGAGAAGCUGGGGGAGAUCAGUGAUAAGAUCGGCAGCACCAUCGAUGACACCAUCAACAAGUUCAAGAAGCAUAGCAGAGAUGACUCACCAGACAGAUUCAGGUAAGGAUAUAGAUGAUUUACCAGAAAGAUGAUUCAGGUUAGGAUAAAGAUGACUCACCAGACAGAUGAUUCAGGUUAGGAUAGAGGUGACUCACCAGACAGAUUCUGGUGACCGAUUCAAAUUAUUUUAAAACUAGAUCAGGGUUGGGACUGAUGCAUAUUAAUGUGAGGAAUCUGAUGCCGAAAAUGGACAUGAUAAAAGUCUGGGUUCACACUGCUGACCCAGAUGUCUUAGUUCUGUCCGAGACCUGGCUUAAGAAAUCAGUUGUAAAUCAGUCUUAGAUGGUUAUAAUGUUUAUCAAUGCGACCGACAAAGUAAGGGGGAGAUAUAGCCAUCUACAAUGGAAGUCAGAAGUUUACAUACACCUCAGCCAAAUACAUUUAAACUCAGUUUUUCACAAUUCCUGACAUUUAAUCCUAGUAAAAAUUCCCUGUCUUAGGUCAGUUAGGAUCACCACUUUAUUUUAAGAAUGUGAAAUGUCAGAAUAAUAGUAGAGAGAAUGAUUUCUUUCAGCUUUUAUUUCUUUCAUCACAUUCCCAAGGGGUCAGAAGUUUACAUACACUCAAUUAGUAUUUGGUAGCAUAGCCUUUAAAUUGUUUAACUUGGUUCAAACGUUUCGGGUAGCCUUCCACAAGCUUCCCACAAUAAAUUGGGUGAAUUUUGGCCCAUUCCUCCUGACAGAGCUGGUGUAACUGAGUCAGGUUUGUAGGCCUCCUUGCUCGCACACGUUUUUUCAGUUCUGCCCACACAUUUUCUAUAGGAUUGAGGUCAGGGCUUUGUGAUGGCCACUCCAAUACCUUGACUUUGUUGUCCUUAAGCCAUUUUGCCACAACUUUGGAAGUAUGCUUGGGGUCAUUGUCCAUUUGGAAGACCCAUUUGCGACCAAGCUUUAACUUCCUGACUGAUGUCUUGAGAUGUUGCUUCAAUAUAUCCACAUAAUUUUCCUUCCUCAUGAUGCCAUCUAUUUUGUGAAGCGCACCAGUCACUCCUGCAGCAAAGCACCCCCACAGCAUGAUGCUGCCACCCCUGUGCUUCAUGGUUGGGAUGGUGUUCUUCGGCUUGCAAGCCUUCCCCUUUUUCCUCCAAACAUAACUAUGGUCAUUAUGGCCAAACAGUUCUAUUUUUGUUUCAUCAGACCAGAGGACAUUUCUCCAAAAAGUACGAUCUUUCUCCCCAUGUGCAGUUGCAAACCAUAGUCAGGCUUUUUUAUGGCAGUUUUUGAGCAGUGGCUUCUUCCUUGCUGAGGGGCCUUUCAGGUUAUGUCGAUAUAGGACUUGUUUUACUGUGGAUAUAGAUACUUUUGUACCUGUUUCCUCCAGCAUCUUCACAAGGUCCUUUGCUGUUGUUCUGGGAUUGAUUUGCACUUUUCGCACCAAAGUACGUUCAUCUCUAGGAGACAGAACGCGUCCCCUUCCUGAGCGGUAUGACGGCUGCGUGGUCCCAUGGUGUUUAUACUUGCGUACUAUUGUUUGUACAGAUGAACAUGGUACCUUCAGGCAUUUGGAAAUUUCUCCCAAAGAUGAACUAAACUUGUUGAGGUCUACAAUUAUUUUUCGGAGGUCUUGGCUGAUUUCUUUUGAUUUUCCCAUGAUGUCAAGCAAAGAGGCACUGAGUUUGAAGGUAGGCCUUGAAAUACAUCCACAGGUACACCUCCAAUUGACUCAAAUGAUGUCAAUUAGCCUAUCAGAAGCUUCUAAAGCCAUGACAUCAUUUUCUGGAAUUUUCCAAGCUGUUUAAAGGCACAGUCAACUUAGUGUAUGUAAACGUCUGACACACUGGAAUUGUGAUACAGUGAAUUAUAAGUGAAAUAAUCUGUCCGUAAACAAUUGUUGGAAAAAUUACUUGUGUCAUGCACAAAAUAGAUGUCCUAACCGACUUGCCAAAACUAUAGUUUGUUAACAAGAAAUUUGUGGAGUGGUUGAAAAACGAGUUUUAAUGACUCCAACCUAAGCGUAUGUAAAUUUCAGACUUCAACUGUAAAUUAUAUAAGGAAGACUGUUGACUCUGCAAAUCUGUAUGCUGAUGACACAAUUAUUUAUUCUAGCGCAUCUAAUAUUAAGUAGGCUUUUCAGGACUUAGUUGGCUUUUGAUGUUAUUCAAAGGCAGCUUUUUGAAUGGAAACUUGUGCUUAAUGCAAGGAAAACAAAUUGUAUGGUUUUCUCUUCCCUGAAACUAAACAGAUGGAGUCACCUGCAGAUUUUAACUGUAAAAUCCCAGCAAAUUGAUAGGGUCACCUUCUAUAAGUAUCUUGGGAUUUGGUUAGAUGAAAAGCUGAAUUUUAAACAGCACCUUGAUAGCUUAACCAAGAAACUGAAAUUGAAAUAUGGUUUCUAUUUUAGGAACAAAUCUUGCUUUUCAAUGUUAGUCAGAAAGGAUCUUGUUUAAAGCACUUUGUUAUUGGUGCUGGAUUAUGGUGAUAUUGUCUAUAUGCAGGCCUCAGCAAGUACCUUUAAAAACUCUGGACACAGUGUAUCAUGGUGCUUUAAGAUUUAUUACAAAUGCUAGAUCACUCACCCAUCACUGUGAUUUGUAUGCUAUCAUACAUGGACCUCUCUCUCCACCAGGAGGCUAAAGCACUGGUACACUUUUGUGUACAAAGCAUUGAUAGGACAACUCCCUUUGUAUCUCUGUUCCUUACUGACCAGAUCAGUCACUCAAUACAGUCUUCGUUCACAGUCACUGCUGUCCUUGUCUGUCCCUAAGGCUAGAACUGAGAUGGGGAAACAGUAUUUUUCCCAUAAUGGCCCUUCAUCCUGGAACAUGCUGCAGAAGAUAUGAAAGUUAGGGGAGUUAGUGUCCUUGCCUGUUGUUAAGACUCUGACGACACUGUUUGUGACAGCUGUAGUUGUUUCUAAUCUUCAGUUCUAUCUGGAACUUGUGACACUUUGUCUUUUGUGUGUAUUUUGUCUUCUUGUCAGGUCGCCCUCGCAAAAUAGGUUUUUACCAGGUUAAAUAAAGGUUAAAUAAAUAAAAAUAUUACAGGAUAUCAACAACCUGAUGUUCUGUCAUACUUUAGUCACACACUUUGAAUAGAAUUAUCUCCAAAACAAAAUGUCCUCUUUUCCACCCGGUUUGCGUCCUCUCUGGUCUCCUUAGUGACAACGAGGAGGAGCGAGGUUACCCGUCGCGGAACGGUCAGUCUGGGAGGUCAGUGUUCAAAGACGAGGAGGAAACCGUGACGACCAAGAGCGUCCAGAUCGUCCAGGCAACAGAAACCACAGAAACCAGGAAGAGAGGUGGGGUUCCGUCCAAAACUGUGUCCCUGGGAGCCGCGGCCCACUACACAGGAGACAAGAGCCCCGAUACCUCCGCCAAACAGGUGUGUGUCCGUGCACAUUGUCCAUGCUGGUCCACUCUAGCCUAUUGCUGCCAUCUGGUGUUAACAGCGGACAGUGCAGUCUCUACUCACAUCUCUCCUCUCCUUCUCUCUGUUCCAGACUCCGUCAGCAGCAGCACCCAAGCCCUCCAACAGUGGUCUGGCUGACCUAUUGAUGGUAGAUACAGGACCCAGCCAGCCUGCAGCAGCCACCGGUAACUACACACACUGAGAGGACAUGAUGGGGGUUAUGGGGAGGUAGUGUAGUUACAGGACAUCAUGGAGGGUUAGGGGGAGGUAGUGUAGUUACAGGAAAUCAUGGAGGGUUAGGGGGAGGUAGUGUAGUUACAGGAAAUCAUGGAGGGUUAGGGGGAGGUAGUGUAGUUACAGGACAUCAUGGGGGGUUAGGGGGAGGUAGUGUAGUUACAGGAAAUCAUGGAGGGUUAGGGGGGAGGUAGUGUAGUUACAGGACAUCAUGGAGGGUUAGGGGGAGGUAGUGUAGUUACAGGACAUCAUGGAGGGUUAGGGGGAGGUAGUGUAGUUACAGGAAAUCAUGGAGGGUUAGGGGGAGGUAGUGUAGUUACAGGACAUCAUGGGGGGUUAGGGGGAGGUAGUGUAGUUACAGGACAUCAUGGAGGGUUAGGGGGAGGUAGUGUAGUUACAGGAAAUCAUGGAGGGUUAGGGGGAGGUAGUGUAGUUACAGGACAUCAUGGGGGGUUAGGGGGAGGUAGUGUAGUUACAGGACAUCAUGGGGGGUUAGGGGGAGGUAGUGUAGUUACAGGACAUCAUGGAGGGUUAGGGGGAGGUAGUGUAGUUACAGGACAUCAUGGAGGGUUAGGGGGAGGUAGUGUAGUUACAGGACAUCAUGGAGGGUUAGGGGGAGGUAGUGUAGUUACAGGACAUCAUGGAGGGUCUCUGGCUCUGGGCAGGUCUAAGGGCCUGGGUUGGUCUCUGGAAACUUCUCACAAUUCACUCAUUAAAGUGUUCUGUGUGUGUGUCUCUUUCCAGACUUGAUAGGAGGAUUUGCUGACUUCUCCUCUCCUGCUGCCUCUGUCGGCCUCUCCACAGUACCUGGUGAGUUUAGAAAGCACUAGAAUAUUCCAAGAGAUGGAGGGGAGGAGGUCUGGCUACCUUCUCAGCAUAACAAGAACAGACACAUCUCAACUACUGUUAGAUAUAUACAGUUGAAGUCGGAAGUUUACAUAACACUUAGGUUGGAGUAAUUAAAACUCAUUUUUCAACCACUCCACAAAUUUCUUGUUAACAAACUAUAGUUUUGGCAAGUCGGUUAGGACAUCUACUUUGUGCAUGACACAGGUAAUUUUUCCAACAAUUGUUUACAGACAGAUUAUUUCACUUAUAAUUCACUGUAUCACAAUUCCAGUGUGUCAGAAGUUUACAUACACUAAGCUGACUGUGCCUUUAAACAGCUUGGAAAAUUCCAGAAAAUGUAAUGGCUUUAGAAGCUUCUGAUAGGCUAAUUGACAUCAUUUGAGUCAAUUGGAGGUGUACCUGUGGAUGUAUAUCAAGGCCUACCUUCAAACUCAGUGCCUCUUUGCUUGACAUCAUGGGAAAAUAAAAAAAAAUCAGCCAAGGCCUCAGAAAAAUUAUUGUAGACCUCCACAAGUCUGGUUCAUCCUUGGGAGCAAUUUCCAAACGCCUGAAGGUACCACGUUCAUCUGUACAAACAAUAGUACGCAAGUAUAAACACCAUGGGACCACGCAGCCGUCAUACCGCUCAGGAAGGGGACGCGUUCUGUCUCCUAGAGAUGAACGUACUUUGGUGCGAAAAGUGCAAAUCAAUCCCAGAACAACAGCAAAGGACCUUGUGAAGAUGCUGGAGGAAAACGGGUACAAAAGUAUCUAUAUCCACAGUAAAACGAGUCCUAUAUCGACAUAACCUGAAAGGCCGCUCAGCAAGGAAGAGCCCACGCUCCAAAACCGCCAUAAAAAAGCCAGACUACAGUUUGCAACUGCACAUGGGGACAAAGAUCGUACUUUCUGGAGAAAUGUCCUCUGAUCUGAUGAAACAAAAAUAGAACUGUUUGGCCAUAACGACCAUAGUUACAGUGGGGAGAACAAGUAUUUGAUACACUGCCGAUUUUGCCGGUUUUCCUACUUACAAAGCAUGUAGAGGUCUGUAAUUUUUUAUCAUAGGUACACUUCAACUGUGAGAGACGGAAUCAAAAAAAAAAAAAUCAGAAAAUCACAUAGUAUGAUUUUUAAGUAAUUAAUUUGCAUUUUAUUGCAUGACAUAAGUAUUUGAUCACCUACCAACCAGUAAGAAUUCCGGCUCUCACAGACCUGUUACUUUUUCUUUAAGAAGCCCUCCUGUUCUCCACUCAUUACCUGUAUUAACUGCACCUGUUUGAACUCGUUACCUGUAUAAAAGACACCUGUCCACACACUCAAUCAAACAGACUCCAACCUCUCCACAAUGGCCAAGACCAGAGAGCUGUGUAAGGACAUCAGGGAUAAAAUUGUAGACCUGCACAAGGUUGGGAUGGGCUACAGGACAAUGGGCAAGCAGCUUGGUGAGAAGGCAACAACCACUGUAUGGAGGAGUGGGCCAAAAUCCCUGCUGCAGUGUGUGCAAACCUGGUCAAGACCUACAGGAAACAUAUGAUCUCUGUAAUUGCAAACAAAGGUUUCUGUACCAAAUAUUAAGUUCUGCUUUUCUGAUGUAUCAAAUACUUAUGUCAUGCAAUAAAAUGCAAAUUAAUUACUUAAAAAUCAUACAAUGUGAUUUUCUGGAUUUUUGUUUUAGAUUCCGUCUCUCACAGUUGAAGUGUACCUAUGAUAAAAAUUACAGACCUCUACAUGCUUUGUAAGUAGGAAAACCUGCAAAAUCGGCAGUGUAUCAAAUACUUGUUCUCCCCACUGUAUGUUUGGAGGAAAAGGGAGGAGGCUUGCUAGCCAAAGAACACCAUCCCAACCAUGAAGCACAGGGGUGGCAGCAUCAUGCUGUGGGGGUGCUUUGCUGCAGGAGGGACUGGUGCACUUCACAAAAUAGAUGGCAUCAUGAGGAAGGAAAAUGAUGUGGAUAUAGUGAAGCAACUCAAGACAUCAGUCAGGAAGUUAAAGCGUGGUCGCAAAUGGGUCUUCCAAAUGGACAAUGACCCCAAGCAUACUUCCAAAGUUGUGGCAAAAUGGCUUAAGGACAACAAAGUCAAGGUAUUAGAGUGGCCAUCACAAAGCCCUGACCUCAAUCCUAUAGAACAUUUGUGGGCAGAACUGAAAAAGCGUGUGCGAGCAAGGAGGCCUACAAACUUGACUCCGUUACACCAGCUCUGUCAGGAGGAAUGGCCAAAAUUCACCCAACUUAUUGUGGGAAGCUUGUGGAAGGCUACCCAAAACGUUUGACCCAGGUUAAACAAUUUAAAGGCAAUGCUACCAAAUACUAAUUGAGUGUAUGUAAACUUCUGACCCACUGGGAAUAUGAUGAAAGAAAUCAUUCUCUCUACUAUUAUUCUGACAUUUCACAUUCUUAAAAUAAAGUGGUGAUCCUAACUGACCUAAGACAGGGAAUUUAUACUAGGGAAGGAAUUGUGAAAAACUGAGUUUAAAUGUAUUUGGCUAAGGUGUAUGUAAACUUCCGACUUUGUGUGAGUGAGAGAGAUCCAUUGUUUGUUUUUUUAUAGGCUAGUUUAUCCACUAUAACCUUUUUCCUCUCUCCUCUUCUCUCCAGCCUCCAGCGGGAACGGUGACUUUGGGGACUGGAAUGCUUUCCCUGACAGCCAGGCCCCCUUCGCCCAGCCUCUGGCCCCCAGCAACACUGACCUGUUUGGGGCUCUGUCGGCCAGCUCUGCUCCAGCCUCAGCUGACCUGUUUGACCUGAUGGGUCCGGUCCCGACCCAGUCUCUCUCUGCCUCUCAGAGCCUCACCUUUAAUAUGACCAGCACACAGACCAUCAGCAGUACCAUGCCACAGUCCAGAUCACUGGUAAGAAUACAGGACAGACAUGGUACACACAGGAAAUUGUCCUUAUUGUACCUGAUGCACUGUUAAUGAGAGGAGCGACAGUAACUGGCUGUGGUUUAGAGGAACACACACCAGAGAGAAAUGGCAGAGAGCUAAGGUUUGCAGAUGCUCCACCUUCCCUAGGGACAAACACACACAAUGAGAAGGAACCAGUUUAAGUCAGAAAACCAUUAAAUCUAAUACAAGGUUGUUUGCAUAGAUGUUAUUUGCAUGUUAAAAACCUGACCUACAGUACCAGUCAAACGUUUGGACACACCUACUCAUUCAAUGGUUUUUCUUUAUUUAUUUAUGUAGAAUAAUAGUAAAGACAUCAAAACUGUGAAAUAACACAUAUGGAAUCAUGUAGUAACCAAAAAAGUGUUAAACAAAUCAAAAUGUAUUUUAUAUUUGAGAUUCUUCAAAGUAGCCACCCUUUGCCUUGAUGACAGCUUUGCACACUCUUGGCAUUCUCUCAACCAGCUUCAUGAGGAAUGCUUUUCCAACAGUCUUGAAUGAGUUCCCACAUAUGCUGAGCAUUUGUUGGCUGCUUUUCCUUCACUCUGCGGUCAAACUCAUCCCAAACAUCUCAAUUGGGUUGAGGUCGGGUGAUUGUGGAGGCCAGGUCACUCCAUCACUCUCCUUCUUGGUCAAAUAGCCCUUACACAGCCUGGAGGUGUGUUUUGGUUCAUUGUCCUGUUGAAAAAUAAAUGAUAGUCCCACUAAGCACAAACCAGAUGGGAUGGCAUAUCGUUGCAGAAUGCUGUGGUAGCCAUGUUGGUUAAGUGUGCUUUGAAUUCUAAAUAAAUCACAGACCGUGUCACCAGCAAAGCACCCCCACAGCAUCACACCACCUCCUCCAUGCUUCAAGGUGGGAUCCACACCUGUGGAGAUCAUCCGUUCACCUACUCUGCGUCGGUUGGAACUAAAAAUCUCAAAUUUGGACUCAUCAGACCAAAGAACAGAUUUCCACCGGUCUAAUGUCCAUUGCUGGUGUUUUUUGGCCCAAGCAAGUCUCUUCUUAUUAUUGGUGUCCUUUAGUAGUGGUUUCUUUGCAGCAAUUCGACCAUGAAGGCCUGAUUCACGCAGUCUCCUCUGAACAGUUGAUAUUGAUGUGUCUGUUACGUGAAAUCUGUGAAGCAUUUAUUUGGGCUGCAAUCUGAGGGGCAGUUAAUUGCCGAUUUGAGGAUGGUAACUCUAAUGAACUUAUCCUCUGCAGCAGAGGUAACUCUGGGUCUUCCUUUCCUGUGGCGGUCCUCAUGAGAGCCAGUUUCACCAUAGUGCUUAAUGGUUUUUGUGACUGCACUUGAAGAAACUUUCAAAGUUUUCUGGAUUGACUGACCUUCAUCUCUUAAAGUAAUGAUGGACUGUUGUUUCUCUUUGCUUAUUUGAGCUGUCUCGCCUGUCUUGCCAUAAUAUGGACAUGGUCUUUUACCAAAUAGGGCUAUCUUCUGUAUACCAACCCUACCUUGUUACAACACAACUGAUUGGCUCAAACGCAUUAAGAAGGAAAGAAAUUCCACAAAUUAACUUUUAACAAGGCACACCUGUUAAUUUAAAUGCAUUCCAGGUGACUACCUCAUGAAUCUGGUUGAGAGAAUGCCAAGCGUGUGCAAAGCUGUCAUCAAGGCAAAGGGUGGCUACUUUGAAUAAUCUAAAUCCAAAAAAUAUAUUUUGAUUUGUUUAACACUUUUUUGGUUACUACAUGAUUCCAUAUGUGUUAUUUCAUAGUUUUGAUCUCGUCACUAUUAUUCUACAAUGUAGAAAAUAGCAAAAAAUAAAGACAAACCCUGGAAUGAGUAGGUGUGUCCAAACUUUUGCCUGGUAGUGUACUUAAAAAUGACAAGCUUAGUUUUGCAGAAUAAUCAUCUAACCUGUUCAUUCUGGUUAGAUGAGUUGAGAUGUGUUUUUAUGUAGAUUACUUUAGAGACAGCAGUUCAACCUUCAUAUGUCACCAUUUAUAUAGGUCACCUCACUACCAAAUUGUCCCCUCCCCCUUCCAGGUGAUGGGCGGGCCGUUGCAGCCCCAGCAGCAGCAGCAAGUCAUGCUGGGUACCCAGGGUUCCAUGGGGUCAGCGAUCCCCUCCACCUGGUCUGACUCUUCAGUCAACAUCAGUCUGGACUUCCUGGCACCCGGCCUGCAGCCCCCCAAACCUGCCCAGCCCACCCUCAACACACUCCACGGUGAGCCUUCUGUGUUGUAGUUUAGACUGGGAUAGAAAUAGGACUGUGUUUAUCUGGAGGGGGUUCAAAACGCUGAUGAAUAAUAUGGAUGCUUGGGACUACUUGUUCAGUAUGGAGUAGAAGGAUGCUUGGGACUACUUGUUCAGUAUGGAGUAGAAGGAUGCUUGGGACUACUUGUUCAGUAUGGAGUAGAAGGAUGCUUGGGACUACUUGUUCAGUAUGGAGUAGAAGGAUGCUUGGGACUACUUGUUCAGUAUGGAGUAGAAGGAUGCUUGGGACUACUUGUUCAGUAUGGAGUGUGUGAAAAGAGUGUGUGAACCUGUGUGUAUGAGGUCAUGCUGUCCUCUGAUCUCACUUCUUCCUGUUUCUGUCUUCUAGGAGGCCAGCCCCUCCCACCCGUCAACAUGCUCUCCCAGGGAUUCGCCGGCAUGGGCCUCGCCCCCAUCAGACCGGCUACAACUCCCAUGAUGCACCCCGGUGCUGGGAUGGGAAUGGGCAUGAACAUGGGCGCCAUGCCCCAGGCUAACAUGACCAUGGGGAUGGGCAUGCCUGGUGCUAUGGGCAUGGGCAUGGGGAUGUCAGCCAUGUCUAUGGGCUCUGGCAUGGUACAGCAGCAGCCCAAGCAAGGCUUGGAGGCCUUCGCAGAUUUCGGCAACUUCAGAAACUGAGGGAAGAAGAGGUGAAGUGAAAGAGAGGGCUGUUUCUAUUUUACUCUCUAUCCAACCGACCGUCCGUGAAGGAUUGUGAAGAGCUGCAAACAAAGAGUACUUAAAUAUUGUCAAAUAUCAGAUACUGACUGCCACACCUCCAUUUCCUGUUUCUUUCCUUUUUUUAAGUGAUGUGUAGAGAGAUAUGAAUAUACAUGAAUGUAUGUAUGUUUUAAUCAGUUGGAACUUGGAAUGAAGUACCUUUUAGAGGGUGUACAGUAAUGGUUGUGUGCUGUUGGGGUUUGAAUCAGAGAGAAAGAGAGAACAGCUAAGGGAGAGGGAGGGAGUGAGAGGGCGGAAAACACAGUAACCGAAUGAUGCUGAGACUCAGAUGUUUCACCUUUUAAAAUGUAUGCCAAACAAA